Molecule: messenger RNA, 1407 nt
Organism: Theileria orientalis strain Shintoku
Lineage: Eukaryota; Apicomplexa; Aconoidasida; Piroplasmida; Theileriidae
Exons: 10
Coding region: 1-1407 (468 amino acids)
Biological process (GO): regulation of transcription by RNA polymerase II; nucleotide-excision repair
Cellular component (GO): transcription factor TFIIH holo complex
Molecular function (GO): zinc ion binding
Source: RefSeq, a predicted model, not a curated record
AUGGGGGUUGAUGCAAGUGUGUAUGAGAUAUUCAAUCUAUUCCCUUCCCCUUUUAUUGAUACUUGUGCCUUUUGUUCCAAUAUUUUUGAAUUUCUUAAUAAUAAGGCAAAUAAGUAUUUACUAGAGGAACUUCUGAAUGAGUUUGAGCAGUCGUUAGAUAUAAAAAAUGAGAACGACGAUGAAGCAUAUCAGCAAUAUGCCUGGGAACAAGACUUCGAUAAAUCAUGGGAGCAGUUGGUCGACAAGGACGGAGAGUUGCAGUUCAUAAAGCCACAGAGUAGAAUAUACAGUGAGCCCGAAGGAGAGAAUGAACAUCCGUCUGAGUCCCUUGACGUGAUCUCAAAGCGCGGCAUCAUAAGGAAUGUGGUCAUAUUGUUUGAUAUGAGUGAAACGAUGCUAGAAAAGGACUUUAAGCCAGAUAGACUUUACUGCUCAUUCGGAGCACUCAAGGAGUUCGUCAAGGAUUUGUUCAGCAAGGGGCCCAUCACACAGCUGGGAAUGGUAGUCAUGAGGAAUAAAGUGGCAAACUUGAUAUGUCAACUGGGAACGAAUCCAGAAGAGCAGCUGGAGUUAUUGGGAAACUCACUAAAAGAAGGAGCCGAUGGCCCGUCGUCACUUCAAAACGGCCUAGAAAUGUGCCUGAACAUGCUGUAUGAACUGCCGAGUUACAGCACCAGAGAGGUGCUGGUCAUUUUCGGAUCAAACAGGACGCUCGACGCAGGAAACAUCCUCGUAACACUCGAGAAGCUGAAACAAAACAAUCUGACAAUCAAUUCAAUAUCGCUAUCGCCAGAAAACCGGAGGCAACUAUUCGGUGGCAAGGGAUGCAAAUCACCUGAAACACCUACUCAACAAUUACACAUCACCUCCACCAUGGUAAGCACAAUGAGCGAUCAAAUAUAUAUGUUACCUGUAAGCAUUGUCUGGAAUAAACUUAUUUCGCUUAGGAAAAAAUGGAUGGAGCCAGUGCUCCUAAAAGUGGCUUUUCCACCCCUGAAGAAAACAGCAACAGUGUCACUGUGUGUAUGCCACUCAUCGCUAGUAAACAAGGCGUACAUAUGUCCACAGUGCCACAGUAAAUCGUGUUACAUACCAACUAAGUGUAAGGUAAGGACGUUUAUAUUGAUUGGUGCGAUUGACCAUAACAAUCGCCAUGCUGUGGAAUCUACUUGGUAUCACCACCAGAUAUUUCAAGGGCUUUUCAUCACCUCAUACCUCCCAAAAAAUUCAUCAAAGUACGAAAACACACAAGUUACUUGCUCCAGCUGCAACCUACGGAACAACGUCGGCUUCAGAUGCCCUAGUUGUGACAGUUGGUUCUGCGAGUACUGCAACGUCUAUAUUCAAGAGGAGCUACACCAAUGCCCUAUGUGCUUGUUUCUGAAGGUGAACAUUAAGCAGCCAUAA